Molecule: messenger RNA, 3612 nt
Organism: Salvelinus namaycush (lake trout)
Lineage: Eukaryota; Metazoa; Chordata; Actinopteri; Salmoniformes; Salmonidae
Gene: mapk4
Product: mitogen-activated protein kinase 4
Exons: 5
Coding region: 275-2275 (666 amino acids)
Biological process (GO): protein phosphorylation; intracellular signal transduction; cell surface receptor signaling pathway
Cellular component (GO): cytoplasm; nucleus
Molecular function (GO): MAP kinase activity; ATP binding
Source: RefSeq, a predicted model, not a curated record
UGGAACAAGCUUGACUACUGUACACGUUGUUAUAUUCACUUUGUUCAAGAGUGAUACACUUGAAAUUCGAUGGAGCUUAUUCCAGGAAAAGCAAUCAAACCCAUGCAAUUAUAAAACACAUUUCUAUUUGAAAUAAUGACCAUUUUACAGAUGGGAUUAUUUACUUAUGUGUAUGUAUGACUCCAGUUCCUUUUAUUUGCUUUGUCAAAUCAUGUACCAUCCUUUCAGAUUUUUUUACCUCGUCAUGCAAUAACUGGUGGAGGUCACCUGAGCCAUGGCCAAACAGGACUCCCCACUGUUCUUCCACGACUUUGACCUGGGGGACGUCUUCAUAGACCCCCGGCCCUUGGGCAGCGGGACCACUGGUCUGGUUCUGUCCGCUGUGGACAAGCGCAGCGGCCAACGGGUGGCUGUGAAGAAGCUGGCGAUGCGUGACGUGGUCAGCGUGAAGCACGCCCUGCGAGAGGUCAAGAUCACGCGGCGCCUGCAGCACGAGAACGUGGUACGCGUGCACGAGGUGUUGGGCCCCUACGGCCGCCCGCUUCAUCGCGACCCAGCCCAGCUGAGCGCCCUGUACAUCGUCCAGGAGUGCAUGGAGAUGGACCUAGCUCACCUGCUGGAGCAGGGGCCACUUCCUAGCGGGCACACCACUCUGCUCUUCUACCAGCUCCUUCGAGGCCUCAAGUUCAUCCACUCAGCCAACGUGCUGCACCGCGACCUCAAACCAGCGAACAUCUUCCUCAACACAGACCAGUUACUGCUCAAGAUCGGCGACUUUGGCCUGGCCAGAAUCGUUGACCCACACUACUCCCAUAAGGGCUACCUGUCAGAGGGCUUGGUGACUAAAUGGUACCGGUCUCCACGCCUGUUGCUCUCUCCCAACAACUACACCAAGUCCAUUGAUAUGUGGGCAGCUGGCUGCAUCCUGGCAGAGAUGCUAACAGGCCGCAUGCUCUUUGCAGGAGCCCAUGAACUGGAACAGAUGCAGCUGAUCCUGGACACGGUGCCUGUGUUGAGGGAAGAGGACCGCCUGGAUCUUCUGCAGGUCAUGCCCACUUAUGUCAGCCAUGGCUGGAAGGUCAAGAGGUCAUUUAGGGAGCUGAUCCCUGAGGUGGAGGUGGAGGCAGAUGCCAUUGAUUUUCUGGAGCGUAUCUUGACCUUUAACCCCAUGGACCGGCUGACGGCAGAAGCGGCCCUGUCCCAUCCCUUCCUGCAGCAGUACUCAUUUCCUCAGGACGAGCCCAUGUCGCCCCAGCCCUUCCGCAUAGAGGACGAGCUGGAUGACAGCCUAAUCACGGAGCCUGGUCACAGCCAGGCCUUUAGCUCUCACUGGGACAGGUAUGAGACCAGCCUCUCAUCAGACUUCUGCUGGCAGCAGCAGGGUGGGUGUCAGUGCUUGCCUGGGGUCUUGGAGGUGGGUGACCCAGAGGAGGAGGAGGUCCUGAGGGAUCCCAAGGCAGGCUCUAACCCCUUGUUGGAGGAGGCCCAGGUGGACCCUCGCAAGUAUUCCAACAGCAGCUCUGCCGAGCGCUUCCUGGACCACUCCCACUCCUCUCUGGAGCGUGCUUGUGGGGGCGCGGCCUAUACUGAGCUGGACUGUGACCGUUCCUGUGACUACAAAGUGGGCUCUCCUUCCUAUCUAGAUAGGAUUGCGUGGAGGGAAGACAAACCGCAGCACUACUCUGAGCCCAAGCUGAUCCUGGACCUGUCUCACUGGAAGAGGAACAGACAGCUGCCGGUGCCUGAGCCUAGAGUGGCCAGUGUGGAGGAGCUGCCUGUGGAGGAGCCGCCUGGGGACCUGUUCCAGGAGAUAUCUCGGUGGGUGGAGAGCACUCAGUCUCGCCUCCACUCCCCCAGCCUGCCCCAGGAACCCCUGCCUUACUCCAGUUCACCCCCGCUGCCCCUCUCUCCCACUCCCCUCCCCGCCCCCAUCUUCCACUGCUGUUCGCCGGUCCUACGGCCCUCAGCUGGACUGGAUGAGGACGACACACUCAGCCCACCUGCCUCAUCCCGCUCCCCUCCCUCUCUGUUGCCCUCUUCUCCUCCGUCAAUGUCACCUCCGAUUCCUUCGGCGGUCCAUGAGCGCCUCCAGAUGCUUCCCUCCAGGGGGCAAGAGGGCCCGUUUGACCUGGAUGUGUUCAUCACAGCCCUGAAGCUGUGUGGUCAGAGUGAGGACCUCGGUGGAAACGCAGACGGGGCCAAACAGGCCAACAUCAAUGGCGUAUCCAGGCUUCCAGAGCGCAGACCACCCCCACGUCAGACUCCCAACUCCUGAAAGGAGCUGGGUCCAAGGCUAACGCAGAGAGUACUGGUAGACUGAAUAGUGAACGCAUGUAGAAGGGGAAAAAAUGAAGUUGCACAUGAUUUAAUGGGUACAUUUGUUUUUUUCUUUACCCAUAAAUCAUUGGGGUGUGCGACUUUCUUUUCUUUUUUUCAUAAGUAAGCGUUGCCUUGACACUAACCCUGCUCACUUAAACCAGUGGUGCUGCUACUUUGUUCAGAGCUACUUUUACUGUAUGUUACAAGAAUAAGAGGAGAGUGAGGUGUGGAUCAAGUUCCAUUUGGUACUGUUCGAACAACUUAAGCUUCUGGUGGGUUUGCUACUGCAUACAGUAUGUCAGUGUGGUCACUGCUGUAAAUGAAUGUACGUUGUACAGCCUAUGUUGCAUCAACGCAGCGGUGUGUACGCACUACAAGAAUGCCUGCAAAGGAUCAACAUUUGGUUGGAGAGAGGAACUCCCGGGUAUUCCAUCGCAGAAUAGGUUGAAGAGAAAGCAAUCGGCUCUUUUUGGUUUACAUUUUUGUUGAAAUGACUCUUUUAAACAUAACCCUUUUUGGUUGUUAAGAUAUCUUCCGAAUGAGAGUAGCUAUACAGUAGGUCUUCCUGCCGCAAAUAGCUAUUUAGAAUUAUACGAAUAUCUUCCAUUUAGCGGGAAGUAUUUCCUAUAAAGACAGGGGACUGAAUGUAUUUACAGGUUCACGUCUUUGCAUAACAACAGUUAUCUCUGGUCCAGGGAGUUACCGCGUGUUCCUCCAAUAAAGAAAGUGUUAGUGGAGGAACACUCACUAAUGACCUGGACCAGAGUUAAAGAACAGAUAAAGGGAGAUGACCCCUGGGAAUCCUAUGAUGUUGAUACAUUUGAACGUUUUACUGUUGACAAUUGUAUACAUUAAACUACUGUUUCUUACAGUAUCUUCCAGAUGCCUGUAAUUGUUUGUCGACAGUUUAAGGUACAGCUUUUGUGGAUUUUUUGUGUGUUCAUUAUUUAUCUGAAAAGGAGUGCUCUCACAGUAAUACAGUAAGAUAUCUGUAUAGCUUUUGCACACCCAUGUUCUCACGGCAGGGAGAUAUAAACGGAACAGUGACAACUGUAGUCAGCCUGUAGCUGAUUGUCAUCACCAGGCUGACGUCAGAAAGCCUUCGGAAUAGUCAUGCACAAGGAGCAGCAGCUAAAAGGUCACACACUCAUCAAGCACUCUAAACUCCUUGGCAGUGUCCCAAACGACACCCUAUUAUUCCCUAUUCCCUUUUGACCAAAGCCCUUUGAGGAUUAAAGGCUCAGUAUGGUGAAAAAUGUGAAUUGCCUGUGUUUUUAUAUAUAUUUCUGCAAU